Messenger RNA from Nicotiana tabacum (common tobacco), 1404 nucleotides. Its product is annotated as chloroplast stem-loop binding protein of 41 kDa b, chloroplastic. The record is from RefSeq and is a predicted model, not a curated record. Gene Ontology annotation, biological process: monosaccharide metabolic process. Gene Ontology annotation, cellular component: cytosol. NCBI's taxonomy places the organism in Eukaryota, Viridiplantae, Streptophyta, Magnoliopsida, Solanales, Solanaceae. Gene Ontology annotation, molecular function: UDP-glucose 4-epimerase activity.
UCGUCGUCUUAUCACAAUUGUAAGAAUGAGAGGAACAGAAAGCAUAGUUGGAUCAGUAGAAAAAGAAACAGACAGGCCUUUUCUUUUUUUUAUCGUCUGCCAAAGUCCUGAAGAAGGCACCACCUAAUUACAACAAUGGCUAGUUUGGUUGCAGUUCAGCACAAACAACCUUCUUUUGCUGUCCUCCCUUCUUCCCAUUCUGACUUCAAUGGUGCCAAAUUGAUCUCCUCUCUUCAGUUUAAGAGGAAACCAUGCCAGCCAAAAGGAGCACUGCAUGUUACAGCAUCAAGUGCCAAGAAAAUCCUUAUAAUGGGAGGCACUCGAUUUAUUGGUGUCUUUCUAUCCAGACUUCUUGUAAAAGAAGGCCACCAGGUUACUCUGUUCACAAGAGGAAAAGCUCCGAUCUCUCAACAAUUACCAGGUGAAUCAGACCAGGAUUAUGCUGAUUUUUCCUCCAAGUUAUUGCACUUGAAGGGUGACAGAAUGGAUUUCGAUUUUGUGAAGAGCAGUCUUUCUGCAGAGGGCUUUGAUGUUGUGUAUGACAUAAAUGGACGUGAAGCAGUAGAAGUGGAACCAAUAUUGGAUGCAUUACCUAAUCUAGAACAGUACAUAUACUGCUCUUCAGCUGGUGUAUACCUCAAAACUGAUUAUUUACCACAUUUUGAGGCUGACGCAGUUGACCCAAAGAGCAGGCAUAAAGGAAAGCUUGAGACAGAGAGCUUGUUAGAAUCACGAGAUGUUAAUUGGACUUCUGUAAGGCCUGUUUAUAUUUAUGGGCCACUUAACUAUAAUCCAGUUGAAGAGUGGUUCUUCCACCGAUUGAAAGCUGGUCGCCCAAUUCCAAUUCCUAACUCAGGGCUGCAAAUAACUCAACUUGGACAUGUGAAGGAUCUUGCAACGGCUUUUAUUCAGGUUCUUGGAAAUGAGAAAGCAAGCAAGCAAGUAUUUAACAUAUCUGGAGAGAAAUAUGUCACGUUCGAUGGAUUGGCUAAGGCUUGCGCCAAGGCUGGCGGCUUCCCUGAACCCGAGAUUGUUCACUACAACCCUAAGGAGUUUGACUUUGGCAAGAAGAAAGCGUUCCCAUUCCGUGACCAGCAUUUCUUUGCAUCGGUCGAAAAGGCAAAGGCUGUGCUAGGUUGGAAGCCGGAAUUCGACCUGGUGGAAGGUUUGACAGACUCUUACAACCUAGAUUUUGGUAGAGGAACUUACAGGAAAGAAGCUGAUUUCUCUACAGAUGAUCUCAUUCUUGGAAAGAGUCUAGUUUUGAACUAGGACUGCUUUUCCACCAACAAGUUCACAAGUUUUUAGUGGCCAAAUUCACUUGAAACUAUCUGAGAAUUUCCUUGUAUAUUAACUUCACUGAGAUGAAAUGAAUAAGAAAGUAUUCUCAUUUUGCCUUCAAUA